AAGUAAGUACAUUUUGAUAAUACUGUAAUGUUUUUCUUGAUUCCUAAUUGAUUUAAUUGUUAUGCAACGGUGGGGUAAAUGUAUCCACCCUUCUUUUAUUUACUUAAUUCAUUUAAACACUUACACAAGACGUAACUAAUAUCUAAGACUAACUAACUAACUAAUAUAAUCACUACUUCGUAACUACAUUUUUAUUUUAUUUAAAAUCACUGAUUACAUUUCUAUGAUUCUAGAAAGUUCACAAAAAAACAAAUACAUGAAAAGACCUUCCUAGAAUUUAGUUCUAGAAAAAUAACAGAAACAAUUCGCCGCUGUUCAUAAAAAACUAAACUAAAAAAUCAAAUGCGCCGACAAAUAUCAAACGGUUCGGUGUAGUCACCAAAUUUUAGAGUUCCAUUAUAAUUGGACAGGACCGGCUUCACAGCCCAGCCCUCAAUCUAUUAUCAUACCAGUGAUCAUUUUUGGAUUUCCAGUGAGGAUUUAUUCAUAUGAAUGAUCUGUUGAUUGACGUCAAUUAUUUGAAUAAUCUGACAGGAUAAAUGUUGCUAUCGUUGUCUUCAAUUAAAAAUUUGCUUUCAGCACACAUUUUUUAACGACUUUGGUAUGUUUAACCAAAGCGUGAUAUUUUGAAAUAUUAAAUAUUUGAAACGUUAAAAUCGAAAUAAUAUAUACCUAUCCAUGGCAACGUGAUAAAGUGAAAAUAUUGUUUUGAUUGGUUGUUUUUAAUCACAUGACUUCAAAUUAAUUGAUUUCAUUGGAUUUCUUCUGGAGUAAAAAAUUUUUAUUUAUAUUUGAUGGAAUUAAGAACAGGCCUCCUUAUUGCUGUUACCUAACACUAAUAAAAUAAUCAUGCGAGCAGCUUUGAUUUUUUUCUUGCUUGGCUAUUUUACCAGAAAUAGCUUGGCAGGAGUAUAUACAGACCGUUUCUUGGCACAGUAUAAUAAAAUCCAUGACGCAAACAAUGGAUAUUUUUCUCCGCAAGGAAUACCAUACCAUUCAGUUGAAACUCUAAUUGUAGAAGCACCUGAUCAUGGACAUGAAACUACAUCUGAAGCCUACAGUUAUUAUGUUUGGCUAGAAGCAGUUUAUGGAAAAGUAACUGGUGACUUUUCAAAAUUCAAUCAAGCUUGGGAAAAUUUGGAAAAAUAUAUCAUUCCCGUGACUGCCAGUCAACCUACAAACAGCUUUUACAAUCCUAGUCAUCCAGCGACAUACGCUGCUGAACUGGAUGAUCCCAGUCAGUACCCUUCCCAGAUUGAUGCUAGCGUGCCAGUAGGCCAGGAUCCUAUAUUUCAAGAACUGGUUAAUGCUUAUGGUACCAGUGACGUCUAUAUUAUGCACUGGUUACUUGAUGUUGAUAAUGUGUAUGGUUUUGGAAAUAUUCCCGGUAGUUGUAAUCUUGGCCCUGAUGCUGGUGGUCCUUCUUACAUUAAUACUUUCCAGAGAGGACCUAUGGAAUCGGUUUGGAGAACUAUUCCCCAACCAACCUGCGAUGACUUCAAAUAUGGAGGUCCCAAUGGAUUCUUGGAUCUAUUCACGAAAGACAAUAGUUAUGCCCAGCAAUGGAAAUAUACAGCAGCUCCUGAUGCAGACGCAAGAGCCAUCCAAGCUGCUUAUUGGGCCAGUCAAUGGGCUCAAGAAGUUGGUCAAUUAGGAACAAUUCAAAACACUCUAACCAAAGCUUCAAAAAUGGGAGAUUACCUCCGUUACGCUCUAUUCGACAAAUAUUUCAAACAAAUUGGAUUUUGUGAGUCACCUGCUACUUGCCCAGGUGGGUAUGGAAAAAGUAGUGCUCAUUACUUAUUGGGAUGGUAUUUCGCCUGGGGAGGUGCUCUCGCAACAAGUAAUGGUUGGGCGUGGCGUAUUGGAGACGGUACAGCUCAUUUUGGUUACCAAAAUCCUUUAACCGCUUGGAUUUUAUCUAAUGAUAAUAAUUUCAAGCCCCGUGGAGCCACUGCAGUAUCAGAUUGGGCAACUUCUCUUGAUAGACAGCUUGAGCUAUACGAAUGGUUACAGACCGCUGAGGGAGCUUUCGCUGGAGGUGUCACUAAUACUAUAAACGGUCGUUAUGAUCCCGCACCAAGUGAAUUGAAAACCAACACAUUCCAUGGCAUGUUUUACGAUUGGGAACCUGUUUAUCAUAAUCCACCAUCUAACAAAUGGUAUGGUAUGCAACCUUGGUCAGUUGAUCGGUUAGCUCAAUACUAUUAUGUAACUGGAGAUGCGAGAGCCAAAGCAAUAUUGGAUAAAUGGGUCACAUGGAUUCUAAGUAAUAUUUCAAUUCAAGGAACUCAAAGUUACACCCUUCCAGCCGAUUUAUCUUGGAGUGGAAACCCACCAAACGUACACGUCACUGUAGACAGUUAUAAUAGCGAUGUAGGAACAGCCUCAGCUACUGCUAGAACAUUGGCCUAUUAUGCAGCUAAAGCUAAUCACGCUCAAGCCAAACAAGUAGCUAAAUCAUUGUUAGAUAUUAUGUGGACAAACUAUCAAACAACCAAAGGUGUUUCCGCACCAGAAGCAGCUACCACUUACACACAAUUCAAUGAACCUGUUUACGUUCCACCCGGUUGGAACGGAAAGUAUCCCAGAGGAGACGUCAUUCAAAAUGGCGCUACAUUUAUUGGUAUCAGAUCUUGGUAUAAAAAUGAUCCUGAAUGGUCUAAAGUUGAAGCCUAUCUUAACGGUGGACAAGCUCCUACUUUCACAUUCCAUCGAUUCUGGUCACAAGCUGAUGUUGCUAUUUCUCAAGCUGUUUAUGGAAUAUUGUUCAAUGAAUAAGAUGUAAUAUUAAUUUUUGUUUGUAUUUAAUUGUUCAAAUACAAUUAUAGCUAUUCACGUCA
This is a messenger RNA of Diorhabda carinulata, 2843 nucleotides long. Its product is annotated as exoglucanase B-like. Gene Ontology annotation, biological process: cellulose catabolic process. Lineage: Eukaryota; Metazoa; Arthropoda; Insecta; Coleoptera; Chrysomelidae. The transcript is spliced from 4 exons. The record is from RefSeq and is a predicted model, not a curated record. Bases 850 to 2781 code for a protein of 643 amino acids. Gene Ontology annotation, molecular function: cellulase activity.